Messenger RNA from Trichogramma pretiosum, 1529 nucleotides. Its product is annotated as palmitoyltransferase ZDHHC16A. Gene Ontology annotation, biological process: protein palmitoylation. Gene Ontology annotation, molecular function: palmitoyltransferase activity. The record is from RefSeq and is a predicted model, not a curated record. The transcript has 7 exons. Gene Ontology annotation, cellular component: Golgi apparatus. Lineage: Eukaryota; Metazoa; Arthropoda; Insecta; Hymenoptera; Trichogrammatidae. Bases 253 to 1359 code for a protein of 368 amino acids.
UCAUUUUUCAUCAAGUAAAAAAUUUACUAGAUUGUCUUGCUGUAUAUCAAUAGCAAAACAAAUCAGAUGAUGUAGGUAUGGAGGUGAACUGUCACAAAAACAUAACCUUAUUCUUUUCAGAGAUGGAAAAAUUUUAAAAAUGUACGAGAUCACUACAUUUUUUACCACUUUACCAUCAGCUGAUCUCAAACGAUGAUUUUUCCGAUGUGUUUAGUAAUCUAGUCCAUAAUUGUAAAUCAUCAUUCAAAGAAAAUGGUGAAAUUUUAUUGGUCUGUGAUAAACCACACUAUUUCAAGAUGGUGGAACAAAAGUUACUGCAAACAAAAAUUAUUCCGAAUGAAAAUUACAUUCAAAUCCCUUUUUUACAACUACUACCUAGAUUGGAACUAUGUUUGCGAUAUACUACUAGAACCUAUUUUAUGGUUUGUCGAAAACUUUACUGCCUAUUUAGGACCUGUAUUUGUAGCAAUGGUGAUACUAUUGACAUCAUUAAUAGUUUACAUCGCAUAUUAUGUAGGUUUCCCUUAUUGGUGGGAAAAAAGUCCAGAAUUUACUAUUGUUUUGGUUAUUGUUGGAAACUGGCUGUUAAUCAAUGUUAGUUUUCAUUAUUACAUGGGACUAAAAGUUCCAGCUGGUUUUCCACCUAAGGGUGAACUUAUACCAGAAGCUGUUAGUAUUUGCAAAAAAUGUAUUAAACCCAAGCCACCAAGAACUCAUCACUGUUCCGUUUGCAAUAAAUGUAUACUCAAGAUGGAUCAUCAUUGCCCAUGGCUAAAUAAUUGUGUAGGAUAUUACAAUCAUAGAUACUUUUUUCAGUAUAUGGUCUUUACGCUAAUAGGAAUAAUUUUUAUAACAAUUUUUGGAGCUCAACUAGCAAUUGAAGAAUUUCUUUUAUCACCCGAACCAGAGAUAGAGGGUCAUCCUGUUCGUGUAAAUAAUUCAGAAAUAAUUCCCUUGACGGAGUCAAUGGACCAUUUAAGCGUCGAAGAACGGAAUGCAAUAGCUUUGCAAGCAGCGGCACAAAAAGAAAACGAGUAUCGCCGAAAACUCAUUACUAUAGCAGCUUUUGUUUCUCUAGCAACACUUGGAUCUCUUGGACCAUUGACUUGGUGGCACGCUCGACUUAUAUCUCGAGGAGAGACUAGCAUCGAAGGUCGGAUCAACGAAACUUUGAAAAAAAGCUUUCAGGCCGAGGGCAAAAUCUAUAAAAAUCCUUACGAUUUUGGAAAACGAGAAAAUUGGAUGUUGUUUUUAGGACUGAAAGAUAGAAGUUGGUGGUAUCUACUUUUUCCAUCCACCCAUGAACCUUAUGGAAGUGGUUUAAUCUGGGAGACUAGUGAAAGUAAUAAAAUAUCUUGACUCGCUUGAAAUGAAAUUAAUUCUUAUUGUAAAUAUGUAUUUAGUCAUUUUUGAAGAACUUAUAUACAAUUCAAUUCAUUUUCUACGUAAUUGUGAUAUGAUUUUACAUUUUACCCAAAUAUUGUCUAAGGUGAUACUCAAAUUAGAACUUUUCUUUGACGUAAUAAAAU